Varanus komodoensis (Komodo dragon) is the source of this 5277-nucleotide messenger RNA. RefSeq names its product thiosulfate sulfurtransferase like domain containing 2 (gene TSTD2). The transcript has 10 exons. NCBI's taxonomy places the organism in Eukaryota, Metazoa, Chordata, Lepidosauria, Squamata, Varanidae. The record is from RefSeq and is a predicted model, not a curated record. Bases 146 to 1627 code for a protein of 493 amino acids.
AGUGAGACAUGCUUUCCCCCGGCAGAGAGAGUCAGCACAUUCAGCUGGCCGCCGAGGAGGAGGGGAGGGAGCCCGCGCGGGGGACGGCCGGCCCAGGGAGCGCCCGGCGCCGCAGCGCGCUCGUGCGGGUCACAGGAAAAAACUUAUGCCCAGCUGCUGUGACAUAGUGAUGACUUCUUUGUCUUUGCCUGAUGGAGACGAUGAAGCUGAACUUUGCAUUUGGACAUUUGCAGACCUGGAGGUGAAAGACCCUUUUCCAUACAAGAGUGACUUCAAAGCUGAGUUAGAUGCCAGGGCUCGAAAGAAGUACGCAUCUGCAAAGAAGAAGGCAUUUGCCCUCUUUGUCAAAGCCAAGGAAGUGGUCGGUGACAUUUGCUGUCCAAUGGCUGCCUGUCAAGCAUCUGUUUCCUGGAGAUGCUGCCAACAGACUUUCAGCGACCUGAGUGGCAUCCACAGGCACGUCUCUGCCCAGCAUUCAGGGGACGUGGGGCAGCAAACAGUGGCACUCUUAAAGCAGCUGGCGGGCAACAACGUUUCCACGGAUGAGGUGCCUCAGCCAAACAGGCCUCUGCAUCAAACCCAGAUGUUUUACAAGCUCCCAGAUACGAGCCACCUUGGUGCAGAUGAAAUCAAAAGCAGUGAGCUUGGGCAAGUUCUGCUUUACUAUUGCUACUGCGAGGUGGCAGAUCCCGGGGGACUCUGUGAGUGGCAGAAGGCUUUAUGUCAACACCUGCACCUGACUGGCAAGGUACGAAUUGCUUCUGAAGGCAUUAAUGGAACUGUUGGAGGGAGCAGGGUAGCCACUGGCCUUUAUAUAGAUGCAAUGCUGUCUCAUCCCCUCUUUAAAGGCACUUUGAUGAAGGAGGAUUUCAAGACCAGUGCAGGAGGGGCUCACUGUUUCCCAGACCUUCGAAUUGGCGUCUUUGAAGAAAUAGUACCCAUGGGAAUUAACCCAGAGAAAGUCUCUUACAAAGAAACUGGAAUCCAUUUGACUCCAAGGGAGUUUCAUAUAGAAGUGGAGAAAUACCUGUCUCGAGGUAGCCAAGCACAGGUUGACACCAUUUUGCUGGACUGCCGGAACUUCUAUGAAAGCAAAAUUGGACAUUUCCAAGGCAGUUUGGCUCCAGAUAUCAGGAAAUUCAGCUACUUCCCUGCGUACGUAGAUGAGAACUUGGAACUUUUCAGGGGCAAGCGGGUGCUGAUGUACUGCACAGGAGGAAUCCGAUGUGAACGGGGUUCUGCCUACCUGAAGUCCAAGGGCAUAUGCAAAGGAGUGUACCAUCUCAAGGGUGGCAUCCACAAGUACCUAGAAGAAUUCCCAGAUGGGUUCUACCGAGGGAAGCUCUUUGUCUUUGAUGAACGUUACGCCAUCUCCUCCAACAGCGAUGUGAUUGCAGCCUGCCGCUACUGUGGGACGCUCUGGGACCAGUACCGCCUGUGCUCCACCCAGCCCUGCCGCCAGCUGGUUCUGACGUGCCCACGGUGCCAGAUGCGGGGGCUCACAGCCUGCUGCCCCCUGUGCCAGCAGAAAGGCCGUGCCCUGGCGUCAAACCUUUCCGGACCAGCCUUCAAGGAGGAGUGUGAGUGCACGGGCGUACGGCAGCGGGUGCUGGUGGAACGUGUUUAACAAGAGGCCUGGACCACACAUUCCUCCUCGCAGCUGUGGGGCACCCGGGUGGGAGCCGGGGGCCAGUCUGGGAUCCCCACGAAUGGGAUUUGGGCCACCGGCUCCACUCAGCAGACCCCCAGCUCCGGCUGCAGCCAAGGCCCUGUUGCAGCGCUCGCACACUCUCCGAAGGAAAUGCUUGGUGCGUGCAAGGCAAACAACAAAGGACACGAAUGGUGCUACGCAGCCGUUUCCUUCUGUGAGGUCCUUGCCCUGUCUGUGCAGGCUCAAAGAGGCAGCUGUGCUUCUCAGAGGGGGCUUCUCAGAGUCCCACAACCGCACAGCAGCAACUUGUCGACAGGGCAAUCCCAGGGAGGAGAACACACAAAACCUGCAGGUGGGCCGCCACCUCAGAAAGCCAUGGCGGACUCGGGCUUCUGUGUAACACAGUGAAGUACAUGCUUUACACAGCCUGCAAUCUACCUGCAGUUUUUCUGUCUUUCCUCUGCAUAUGCAAAUUCUAGGAAGCAAACAGGAUGGACUCCAGGGGACACCCUUCCCCAGCAAGAGGGGUGCAGUGCCCUCUUGGCCCCACAUGAGAAAGAGCCCUGCCCAUUCUGCAGUGUGAGGGUGGCAUUGCUCACUUGCCUCCAGCUUUCCAUCUGAGAGCCAGGAAAGCAGCUGGGAGGGCAGCUGAAGCUGGAGUCAGUAAACAAGCCCUGGAUAACUCUUGUGGAUUGCUGCGCACUGGCAUGGCCUGUGCUGGAAAAGGUAUCAUCCUUUUGGGUGGUCCUUGGUGUGAGCCGAGUGUAAGGACCCCCAGCAAUAGUCUGUGACUUGUGGAGACUGGAUGGGCUGCGCCCAGAGUCUACCCAUUGUAGGCAAGUGGUACAGUCCUACCCUUGAUGUUGGGAGCAUCCCCUCCUCUUCUGGACAAGUCCCACAGUAAUAAUAGUAAUGAUAAUGAUAACAAUAAUAAUCAGAACAGUAAUCAUAAUAAUACACAGACUGCCUUGCAGGGCAAUUGUAAAGGUAGUAUUCAGGUUUUCAAGGACUUCAUGUAGCAAAAUAUCAUAUUCAGAGGCUGAUGAGCGCAAUUUUGCAAGAGCACCAGGAAAAGGCUUAGAAAUACUUUAGAUCUGUGAACUGCAUUUUACAUUUUAGAAUGGUUUUAACACUCCUGCAGUGGGAAUAUGGCGUAACCCCUGAUCUCAGUCCUGCUGCUGGAGAGGCUCCCUGCACCCUGCUGUUAACGGUGCCACUCACCCUCUGCCCCUUUGCCCUGGCAGGGCCCAGGGAGGCAGCAUCUCUCAGGGGGCCCCUGUUGAGGGCCCUAAGUGGAAGCACACACCUAUGCAUAGCAAGAGAAUCUCCCGCUGGCGGGGAGAAUCUUACCUGGCAGAGAAGGAAAAUGUUGCCCUAUGGAUGGCAACAGACGUAAGGCUGGAUAUAGAGCAUAGGGGUUUUUUUCUGAAAGAGCAGAGGUGGCUUGAAAGAAGGAUCCCUCCUUGUGGAGUGCAGUUUUUUAAUCGCUGGUAAACAGAGGAGACGGGGACAAAAGACCCCUACAGGCAGUCCCUCUCUCGACACCUUCCAGCUCUUAGGAUGGAAGCAAGCCCUAGUUGCAGAAAAGGGGUGCAAGCAGCUUGCGUUGGUCAACAGAGUCCCCACCCUGCCCAGCACUUGCUCUUAGCUGGUUCAAACCUGUGAGGCCGGCGGUGUGUAGAACUGAGUUUCCCAGCACUCAGUCUGUAAGGCAGCAACAAUUCUGCUUCCAGGCUUUCACGGCAGGGUUGCCCCUUCCACUGAGGCCAAGAGUGGCGCCUUCCCUACAUGGAUUGUUGCCCUCAUGGCCCUCUCUCCUAUGGUCAAGUAUCAGGCAGCUUAGUCUUUGAGAAAAACCACAUCCAUAGGCAACUCUAAAAACAAACUAAAGAGCACAACAUAGAUCCUGUUGUGCAGACACUGAAUAGGAUCAGUCUGGAUCGCCCCAUCCCUUGGAGAGAACCAUUGCUGUUAAACUGGCCUGAUGCUGGGAGGGGCUAACGCAAAGGUCUAGGAGACCCUCCAGCAACUCCUGGAGAGAGGUGGCUCCUGGCAGUGGAGUUAGCACCUCAAACAUGCACACACAGCUCAGAGCUGAACAGAAGAGAAAUCUGUCCUCAGGGCGGGUGCUUCCAGACAAGGCUUAUAUUUAUGGCACCGCUGCUUCCCUCUCUUCUGCACGAAAUGGUACUGUCCAGAUUACUGGGUCUCAUCCAGUCCUCAUUAGUCUGUGUUUUCCCACUUCUGCUUCCAGGCUUUUCCUCACCACAGAAAACUCAACAGGAAAGAAAAGGCAGGGCCACUGUCCAGUGCCUUCUAGCGGUUAGUGCUAGUCCGGAAGCACCCACUGAGGCUUGUUCUUGGAGGCCCUGCUGAGCUUGGUGUAAAAUCACAACUCUUGGGCAGGGAAGGGUGACUGCCAACCAAAGGUUGUGGAUUCCUGAAUAUAUUCAAGGUGUAUUACUUUCAAAGCACCUUCAUUGCUCUCAAAACAGUGAAACACCCUGAGCUCUGACAGGUCCAUACGGUGGCAAUGAGCCUCUCCUCUCUAUUUUUGUUUGAUGACUAAAGAUUGUGCAAAUGGGAGGCAGCACUUGGGAAUAAACUCUGGCAGCCUGAACUAACAGAGAUGCCCCUUGCUAGCAACGCGUAGAUCUCACCACCCCAAUCCCAUGCGCGUGCCUGGAAAGCAAGACAACAGUGCAAAAGCAUGCUUGCUCUUCUAAGCAACCCAGAUGUCAUUCAGUCAUUAAGGCUCAGUGCUAGGCUGAAGGGCCUGCCAAGCACUUACAAUUCUUGCAGUACCUGGGAAAUCUCAGAAGCUAGAGGGGUCAUUGAGUAGGAUUCGUGGUGGCUGUGGGUCAGGCUUCACUACUCUGCAAGACUGAAAGAAGCAGAAUUUCUCCACAGAGAAGCAGAAUUAGGCCCAGUGGUAAGGACUGAGGAAUAAGCUAUGCAGAGAAGGGAAAGUAUCCUUAUUUUUGCACAAUUUAUAUAAGUUGUCAAAGUUCAGUUCUGCUAUUCUGGGUCUAGAAUUGUUAUUUGUGGGCAGAACCAAGUAUGUACAAGCCUGGAAUAGAUGUGAGGCUAUUCAGAAAUAGAACAAAACUGCCUUAUUCUUUUGUGGAGAUGAUGCAUUGCCUGGAUGCACCUCUGGGAGCUGCUUGAAGAAUGAGCAGAAUCGGAGUAAAUACAGCAAACUUGUAUUCUAUGUGCACAGCCUGUGUAGGCAGUUGUAACUGACAAACAACUGCAACCGCCACAAUCCUCUAGACUCCUGGAUCAGCAGUUGGGAGCAGAACCUGAGAAGACGCUGAAGGCUACUUCAGUGACAGAGCAGUUGCAGCAAGCUUUCCUUUGGGCUAUAGGGUUUAAUGGGUUAGGAUGGCAUAAUGGGGGGGCUAGCCAUGCUUAGAUUCUGCCAGUAAGAAAGGGCCAGCAUCCAUUCUUAGCUAAGGUUCAUAUACAUGCUUCUUUAUUAAGGCAUAAUUUAGGAGCAGCACAAUAAUAGAAACAUAGAAACAGAGCGAGUCAGAACGGGACUCCUGGGCCAUUGAAUCUGACCUCCGGCACCAGCCGGCUCCGGUCACGGCAUACCCACCAUGUGCACAUCCAGCCUAUCCUUG